Molecule: messenger RNA, 726 nt
Organism: Ogataea angusta
Lineage: Eukaryota; Fungi; Ascomycota; Pichiomycetes; Pichiales; Pichiaceae
Exons: 1
Coding region: 1-726 (241 amino acids)
Source: RefSeq, a predicted model, not a curated record
AUGGAAAAACAGCUACCAGAUACCAAUCUCUACGAGUCACUGGUCGAGACAAAAUCCUUGGAACAGCUGCGAAACAACGCAGACUCGCUCCUCUCGACCAUUAAACUAUUUGACAUUUAUCCUACGACCGAUCCCGUCUGCUACGAACAUCUGGACUCGCUGGUCCCCGUUUUCAGCAAACGCUCACCAGGAUCCAUCCUGCUGGUAGGAUCCGAGAUGGAUUUUGGCUAUUCGCUGAUCUACCUCGGAAACUUGCUCCGUAAAACAAAUAUCCCCUUUGUGCUCCACGGACUUUUCGAUUACUAUUCCCUCACCGAGGAUAACCGGAAAUUGGUGGAAUAUUUGGUCGAUCUAUCCGGGAUAUCCCAAAUCAAGGUCCAUUUCCCAAAAGACCUCGAGGACUAUCUUGUUUGCCAUUCGAUGGAGACAGACUGGAUUCUAGUGAAUCAUAUUUCUCCGCAGAUGGAUAUCGCAAUACUGAGAACGUUGGAGUCCGUGAGCCUUGUGCAACCAGGAACCGUGGUUGCGAGAGUGAAUUGUCCCGCUGAGUGCCGCGACAAGUUCUACGAGUAUCUGCUUGGAGCACCCGUCUACAAGCGAACCAUGAACGAGCACAUAGGGGGCCGGAAACAAGGCAGAUGGAAUCUGAUUUACGAAAAAAUCGCUAACACUUAUGACAAAUAUGACCCUAUCCUCACAGAAUGUGUGGACUUUUUAAAUGCAUAA